Durio zibethinus is the source of this 807-nucleotide messenger RNA. Its product is annotated as ubiquitin domain-containing protein 7SL RNA1-like. The record is from RefSeq and is a predicted model, not a curated record. Lineage: Eukaryota; Viridiplantae; Streptophyta; Magnoliopsida; Malvales; Malvaceae. Gene Ontology annotation, biological process: proteasome-mediated ubiquitin-dependent protein catabolic process. Gene Ontology annotation, cellular component: cytosol; nucleoplasm. Gene Ontology annotation, molecular function: polyubiquitin modification-dependent protein binding; proteasome binding; ubiquitin binding.
AUGGAUGUCAUCUUUGAAACCCAGAAAGACAGGCCUUUUUCCAUUGAAGUUGGUUUCUUUGAUACUGUCCUGGAAAUCAAAGAAAAGGUACAGAAAUACCAGGGAAUACCUAUACCUAGCCAAACUCUUGUCUUCAAUGGCCAAGUUCUCCAAGAUGAGCGAGAUGUUAAGUUUUGUGAAAUCCUCCAAAACUCCCGCAUUCAAAUCCUCGUAGCCCCCGAACCCGAUAAACCUCAAGCUAAUAUUGAACAAUCUUCCCCAUCCAAGAAAAUCCAACUCAACAUCAAUAUACCAUCCUCCUCCAAAGCCUCCGUUCCUCUUGAAAUGGAUGUGAACGACACUGUUUUAAGAUUAAAAGAAAAGAUUCAUGAGAUGGAACCUGUUCCUGUCAACAGGUUAGUAGUUCAAUCGAGCGGCUCAGAGUUACAAGACCAUCGAUCAUUACGCGACUAUGAGCUAAUGGAUAAUAGUGAGAUUGAUGUAAAUAUUAAGCCAUCGCCAACAGGUUCUGGGACAGGAUCAGCAGGGGCGGCAACAACGGGUUCCAAAAGGCUGAAGCUGAUGGUGUUGACCACGUGUGGGACGAAGAAGAUACCGGUUGAAGUGAAUGCAUCAGAUAAUGUGGGAGAGCUGAGAAAAGAACUGCAGAAGUUGCACCAAAGGCUUCAAUUUCAUCUCCCGCAAGAAGGUUAUUUUUUCAUAUAUAAACAGAAUGUGAUGGACGAUGAUCGAUCGUUUAGGUGGCACCAAGUUGCCCAAGGUGAGACAAUUGAGAUCUUUAAUGGAAGUGUUACUGGAGGAUCAUGA